AUGAGCCAGCAACAACACGACAUGUAUCUCGACUAUUCAGCCCCCCCAAACCGCUCGCCGAGCUCCUCGAGGGCGUACGCGGGCGGCUUCCAAUCUGGCAUGUCCCUACCCCGUCAGGCCCAGCGUCCUUACGACAACGGCUUGGGCUCCUCUGCCCUGUUCCCCUCUGACCGCCUUGGUUACAACCCUAGAGCCAUGGAUCAAAUGUCCGCCAAUGGAAUGCCCGGAGGAUAUAUGCUAGACAACAGCCAGACAUGGAACUACAAUGCCGGCGGUGUUGCAACCGUCAGCGGUGCCAUGAAUGGCGCCAAUCGACAGAGGAGCGUCAACCGCCGAGCCGCCCUGCCCACAAACUGGACCGACCAGGGCCUCGGUAUGCAUGGGUCAUACGGAUCCAGCAUUAACGGCGGAAUGUCGAACGGUCUUCGCUACGACGGACAAGGCGACAUGCGGCCCAGCUCACAAACAGAAGAGCAGCUGAUCCCUACCGCCAUUGUUAUCAAGAACAUUCCUUUCGCUGUUCGCAAAGAGACCCUUGCUGCCGUCAUGCUGGAAAUGCAUCUUCCUCAACCCUAUGCCUUCAACUACCACUUCGACAACGGUGUCUUCCGCGGUUUGGCUUUUGCCAACUUCCAGUCUCCCGAAGAUACCAAGAUUGUCAUCGAUGCCAUGAAUGGUAUGGAAGUUCACGGUCGCAAGCUGAGGGUUGAAUACAAGAAGAUGCUGCCGGAGGCCGAGCGAGAGCGUAUUGAACGUGAGAAGAGAGAAAGACGCGGACAACUCGAGGAGCAGCACCGCGCCCCAAUGCUGCACCAGCAGCCAUCGUUGCAGACUCUGAACAGUGUCUCGAGCAACCCGCCCCGCGGUCCACUAGAUGGAGAUAUUGACCUGAAUGACCCGGAGACUCUCGAAUUCUACACCGAGCUCACUCUUUUCAAGCGUGACACAUCCCGCGAAAUUCUCAUCUUCCCCUCCACCAUUGCGCCUGAGCAGCGCCGACGGAUUCACAUCCUCGCCCACCACAUGGGUCUAGAGCAUAGCUCUGUUGGAGAGGCCGAGUCGCGCCAGAUCCACGUAGUUAAGCGACAGCUUCCGUCGCCCACGGCCCAGAUUCAUUCACCCGCUGUGGGGCUGGACUACCACAAGAAGGGUCUCAGCAGAGCAGCUACCUUCGACUUCGCCGCGGACCGGGAGGCUCGCAGUGCCAGCACCAACUAUUCCCAUGCCAUCGGCCGCCAAGGCCCGACACUGGAGCUUCCCGGCAGCCCUGAUGGAAACGGUCUUGCUAAUCUUCGUGCUGCCAAGAGCUUUGCCGACCUGCGAUCUUUUAGCCCCAGCCCUUCUGCGUCCUCCUCGGGCUACCUGACCGCAAUGAACGGCAUUGGUAACAUCCCGCAGUCAGGUAACUCGAAUCCCCGCUUUGGCGACUACAACGGAGGCGUGAACCAGUCGGGUCAGCUCGCUACGCCCAACCUGACGCCCACUUCCGGUACGGUUGGUACUCCGGGAACCGACAGCAGCCUCCUCAGCUCGCUCGGCGGACUCAACCUCGGAUCGUACGAGUCUGCCGCUCACUCCCAGGCGCGCAGCACACCUGGUGCCAUUGGGAGCCAGCGCCCUGGUGCUAACAGCGGCAACCGCAACGCCCCCGAGAGGCAGCCCCGAGGUCCCGAGUGGGAAACGUCUGCUGGUUUCAACGGCCGCAACCGUUCCAACGGUCACAUGCAACGCGGAAGCGGUUAG
Colletotrichum graminicola M1.001 is the source of this 1743-nucleotide messenger RNA. Its product is annotated as R3H domain-containing protein. Gene Ontology annotation, cellular component: nucleus; cytoplasm. Gene Ontology annotation, molecular function: mRNA binding. The coding region runs from base 1 to 1743 and encodes 580 amino acids. The transcript has 3 exons. The record is from RefSeq and is a predicted model, not a curated record. Lineage: Eukaryota; Fungi; Ascomycota; Sordariomycetes; Glomerellales; Glomerellaceae.